Chanos chanos (milkfish) is the source of this 3892-nucleotide messenger RNA. RefSeq names its product myosin 1D (gene myo1d). The record is from RefSeq and is a predicted model, not a curated record. The coding region runs from base 404 to 3436 and encodes 1010 amino acids. NCBI's taxonomy places the organism in Eukaryota, Metazoa, Chordata, Actinopteri, Gonorynchiformes, Chanidae. Gene Ontology annotation, molecular function: actin filament binding; microfilament motor activity; ATP binding. The transcript is spliced from 22 exons. Gene Ontology annotation, biological process: endocytosis; actin filament-based movement; actin filament organization. Gene Ontology annotation, cellular component: myosin complex; plasma membrane; microvillus.
CAACGCUCGGUUUAACGGACUAACACAUACUGAAUUCUUGGAGGCAACAGGUUGCCCAUUAUCUUAAACUACUUAUGAAAAGGAAAACUUAUUCUGGAAUCUACCUUUAGCAACGAGACAACACAACUGGCCAGUAGCAGGCUCGUUUGAGAUAUUUCUUUUUCAAACAUUUUUUUGUCGUGAAAACAUGAAUGAGAGUUGUUGUAUAUAGUGAUGAGCACAGGGUAAUGUGUAAAGAUUUAAAAUUAUCUUUUUCUCAAACUGCUUUCUUUGGUGUAUAGCUGUCUUUUAGCCUGUAUAGUUUAGGCUACCUAACUGAGCACACUCGUCCGUCGGUCGGAACAGUUAUAGGAAGUGCUUUUUAAGUCAUUCCAAGGGUUCUGCUCUUUGGACUGAAGGCACCAUGGCCGCACACGAAAGUCUGGAAUUCGGAAAGGCGGAUUUUGUUCUCCUGGAUAAUGUUUCUCUGGAAGAAUUUCUUGCCAACCUUAAACUCAGGUUUGAAAAGGGUCGUAUCUACAGCUACAUCGGCGAGGUGGUGGUGUCGGUAAACCCGUACCGUGCCAUGAACAUCUACGGUCGCGACACGGUGGAGCAGUACAAGGGACGAGAACUGUACGAGAGACCGCCGCACCUGUUCGCCAUCGCUGACGCCGCCUACAAAGCCAUGAAGAGGAGGAACAAAGACACCUGCAUCGUCAUCUCAGGUGAGAGUGGAGCUGGAAAAACUGAGGCCAGUAAAUACAUUAUGCAAUACAUCGCUGCAAUCACCAACCCCAGUCAGCGCGCAGAGGUGGAGAGGGUGAAAAAUAUGCUGCUGAAAUCCAACUGUGUUCUGGAAGCUUUUGGGAAUGCUAAAACCAACCGGAAUGACAACUCCAGUCGAUUCGGCAAAUACAUGGACGUCAACUUUGACUUCAAAGGAGACCCCAUCGGAGGCCAUAUCAACAACUACCUACUGGAGAAGUCCAGAGUGAUUUUCCAACAGGAGGGCGAGAGAAGUUUCCACUCUUUCUACCAGCUGGUGAAGGGGGCUCCAGAUGCGUUGCUUCGCUCUCUGCACAUCCAGAAAGAGCCCACCGCCUACAACUACAUUAAAGUCGGAGGACAAGUCAAGUCCUUCAUUAACGACCAGGCGGAUUUUAAAGCUGUAGCAGAUGCGAUGAAGGUCAUCGGUUUCACGACGGAUGAGAUUCAGACUGUCUAUAAGAUCCUGGCUACCAUCUUACACCUGGGGAAUCUGAAGUUUGGCACUGACGGUGAUGUGACACUGAUUGACAACUCCAAGCUGGUGGGUGUGUUAGCGAGUCUUCUGUCCACUAAAGAGGAGAGCGUGGAGAAAGCCCUGCUGUACCGCACAGUGGCUACAGGUCGAGAUGUCAUCGACAAACAACACACAGACCAGGAGGCCAGUUAUGGUCGAGAUGCUCUGGCCAAGGCCAUUUAUGAACGUCUGUUCUGUUGGAUUGUGGGUAGAAUCAAUGACAUCAUCGAAGUGAAGGACUAUGACGCAAGGGUUCAUGGGAAAAACACGGUUAUUGGAGUGUUGGACAUUUAUGGCUUUGAGAUAUUUCAGAACAACAGCUUCGAGCAGUUUUGUAUAAACUAUUGUAACGAGAAGCUUCAGCAGCUCUUUAUCCAGCUGGUGCUGAAACAGGAGCAGGAGGAGUACCAGCGUGAAGGGAUCCCCUGGAAACACAUCGACUACUUCAACAACCAGAUCAUCGUGGACCUGGUGGAGCAGCAGCAUAAAGGGAUUUUCUCCAUCCUGGACGAGGCAUGCAUGAACGUGGGCAAGGUCACGGACGAGGUCUUUCUCCAGGAGCUUAACGCAAAACUGGGCAAACACGCCCACUACACGAGCCGCAAGCUCUCCCCCACGGAUAAGAGCCUGGAGUUUGACAGGGACUUCCGGAUCCGGCACUAUGCUGGUGACGUGUGCUACUCUGUCACUGGGUUCAUCGACAAGAAUAAGGACACCCUGUUCCAGGACUUUAAGAGACUCCUCUAUAACAGUACCAACCCCGUCCUAAAGGCCAUGUGGCCAGAGGGCAAACUCAGCAUCACAGAGGUCACCAAGAGACCUUUGACCGCUGCCACACUCUUCAAAAACUCCAUGAUCUCGCUGGUGGAGAACCUUGCCAGCAAAGAGCCAUACUACGUCCGCUGCAUUAAGCCAAACGAUGUGAAAUCUCCACUGCUGUUUGAGAUGGAGCGCUGUCGGCACCAGGUCGAGUAUCUGGGUUUGCUGGAGAACGUUCGUGUCCGCCGCGCUGGUUUCGCUUACAGACAGACCUACCAACGCUUCCUACAGAGAUAUAAAAUGAUCUCAGAGUUCACCUGGCCAAACCAUGACCUGCCGUCUGACCGGGAAGCGGUGAAGCGUCUGCUGCAGGGCUGUGGGUUCGAGCAUGACGUUGCCUAUGGCAAGACCAAGGUCUUCAUCCGCACUCCGCGCACCCUCUUCAGCCUGGAGGAGCAGAGGGAGGAGAUGGUGCAAAGGAUUGUCCUCUUCCUGCAGAAGGUAUGGCGUGGGACCAUUGCCAGGAAGCGUUACCGUCGCAUGCGCGCCGCUCUCAUCAUCCUGCGGGCGUACCGCCGCUACAAGGUCAAGUCGUACAUCCGUGAGGUGAACCGCCGCUUCAGGAAUGUGCGCGGCAUGAAGGACUAUGGGAAACACGUGAAAUGGCCGACGCCCCCAAAAGUCCUGCGUAGGUUCGAGGAGGCGCUGAGGAGCAUCUACAACAGGUGGUGGGCGUGGACCCUGAUCAAAGGCCUGAGUCCAGAGCAGACGCUGCAGGUCAGGGCAAAGGUGGCUGCGCUGGAGUGUCUGAAAGGUCAAAGGUCAGACCUGGGUCUGCAGAGAGCCUGGGAGGGUAACUACCUGGUGAGUCCAGAGAAUCAAAAGCGAGACAGUCCUGAGUCAGCAUCCUCGUUCACCCUGGUGUCCAGUGAUCUUCAGAGAAAGGAUAAAUUCAUGAGGAUUCUCUUUGCCUGUAACGUCAGAAAGAUAAAUCGUUUUAAUAAGGCGGAGGACCGAACCUUAUUGAUCACUGAUCGACACCUCUACAAAAUGGACCCAGACAAACAAUUCAAGCCAAUGAAAAGCAUCCCUCUGUACAAUGUGACAGGAGUGAGUGUGUCUCCUGGGAAGGACCAGCUGGUUGUCUUCCACACCAAGGACAGCCGGGACCUGAUCGUGUGCCUACAGGGGAUGGUGCCCGCUGCGGAGAGUCGGAUCGGGGAACUGGUUGGCACCCUACUCAGCCACUUCAAAAGUGAGAAGAGGAAGCUGCAGGUGAAUGUUAUCAGUCCCAUCCAGUGCAGUAUGAAUGGGAGGAAAUGCACCAUUGUCGUGGAAACAAAGAUCAACCAGUCCCAUCCUGAUUUUAUUAAAAGUCGAUCAGGAUUCAUCCUAUCAGUGCCAGGCAACUGAGAGGUUGGGGGUCACUGACCCCUGUGCAUUGUGUCAUUCUGACAGAGGUGAAGCCAUACCAAACCUUAAGGAUCUAUACAACUUUAACAGCUAUGAUUUUCCUUUAGUAAUGAACUGCACAUCUUCCCACAUCAGACACUAUACCCACCCAAACUCCCCUCACGCUGCGGCGUGUAGCACUCACAGCACUGAGGGGAUCUUCCAGCUUUGUUUGUUAUUGUUUUGAUUUUUUCAAUAAGACAGCCAAAUUAAGGGAAAACACAAAUAUAAUAUUUAUUAUGUAGAGCAGAUUACAUGCAGCUUUGACACCAAACUGUUUGUUAAGAUGGAGCAUUGCAUUUUCCUGCAUAAACAGAAUUUAUGUAAACUCAGUAUAGCACUUUCGGAUAGAAGACUGUCAGCACGUAGCCUGAGACCAAAUAAAACAGUAAAGUGUGUAUAUGUGUUUGUUUGUGU